GACAGUCAGGAAGUUCCCAUUCUGCCAAGAAGGUUGACAAAGGAGCUCAUGUAAGAAUAGAGCCAGUCAUAAGCGCAUGUGAACGAUACUUGCAGUGGACUAAAAUUUGAACAAGAAGAUGCUGCGUUUACUCAUUCUGUUUUUGAUUCUUCAAGGUUUAGCUGCAACAUCAGAAGACACAGAAGGGAAUUCUUCAGGAGCUGAUGGUGACGAUGAGGAUGGUGAUGGGGAUUUUAUUAGGGAAGCAAGAAAUGGGGUACAUAUUGUUGAAUCAGAAGGUCCUCAAGAAAUUCCAGGUCCUCAAGAAAUUCCUGGAUUAGAUAAAUCCAGAGGAGACGAAGCUGGAGGUGGAACCUUGGUAAUCAUCAUAGCGGCUGUUAGCGUCACAAUUCUGGUCAUUGUGUGUAUUGUAGCUUUUGUCCUCUUCAGACGCUACCUGCAAAACCGAGAACAAGGGGUCUACUCUGUGCCAGUAGAGCAAGGACAGAAAGCUGCUGUCUAACCGUCAGGGCCUUUUCAUUUCCUCUCUCCACUGGAUCCUUUCAGGGACGUGCCGCAAGCGUGUGAUUUCUCAUCCCAGCGUAUCUAUAUCUAUAGCGGAUUCUAUAACGUCCGUAGACCAGAGUGUGUUGCAAUCAUUAAUUUUCUACGAAUCGUUUUAAAUGCACAACGUGUAGCAUUCCUGCACAGAUGCCAUAUGUUGCACUCACAGAGAAAGUCCCUGAACUGUGUAAAACAGCUCAUUGGACAUUUUCCCUCUCCACCUGCAAUAUUUUUGUAUUUAAACCAAGUUCAGAACCUUUCUUAAAGGUGUCGUGUGUAAUAUUUUUUUCUUCUAAAAACGAACCCAUUCAUAGUUGUUUUCCACACACAGUACCUGUUUAUUUGAACACCCUGACACAACAACAUUGGCUUAACCAAUGGCGUGAGUUUGGGGGCGGGACUGUCUGUUCGACUAGCCUAUGGUAGACAAGCUGCAGCUUUAAGCAAACAUUCUCCCGUUUUUCUUUCCAGUACUCUAAUGUUAGCGGUCCCCUGUGCGCUAAAGUAAUAAAGCUGGUCUCCAUCGCUCUGAUUAUUUGACAAAAUAGAGAAAGAAGCGGAGAGAGAAAUGCGAACACGGUGAAUUAAUCAACUUCUCUAAAUGAUGUUGUUUUCUUUUUCCUUUUCUUUCACGGCGGACAACUCUUCUAAAGCACUGCAGAUUGUAAAUAGCUCUGGGUUGCUGGGUGGCAGAUUAAAGUUUCAUCCUGUUAGCUUUAAUGGGGAUGGAGGCAAUCCGAUGGGUGGGCGAAUAAGGAUUUGAAAGACACACAACCCCUCGUACAGUGGGCGUCCAAAAGUCUACUAGUGAAGUGUUUAGCAUGUUCCUUGUCAUAAGAUUAUCAGCAUAACAGCAUAAAUUA
Pimephales promelas (fathead minnow) is the source of this 1406-nucleotide messenger RNA. RefSeq lists its product as uncharacterized. The record is from RefSeq and is a predicted model, not a curated record. NCBI's taxonomy places the organism in Eukaryota, Metazoa, Chordata, Actinopteri, Cypriniformes, Leuciscidae.